Verticillium alfalfae VaMs.102 is the source of this 1062-nucleotide messenger RNA. RefSeq names its product dihydroflavonol-4-reductase. NCBI's taxonomy places the organism in Eukaryota, Fungi, Ascomycota, Sordariomycetes, Glomerellales, Plectosphaerellaceae. The transcript has a single exon. The coding region runs from base 1 to 1062 and encodes 353 amino acids. Gene Ontology annotation, molecular function: oxidoreductase activity, acting on the CH-OH group of donors, NAD or NADP as acceptor. The record is from RefSeq and is a predicted model, not a curated record.
AUGGCCGAGGAGAAAACGGUUCUCGUAACGGGCGGAUCUGGCUUUAUCGCGCUGCAUGUUAUCCACAAGCUUCUCGAGAAGAACUACAGGGUACGCACUACUGUUCGUUCCCUCCAGCGCAGCGACGACGUACGCGCCGCCAUUCGUUCCGCAGGCGUUCCCGACGUCCAGGUAAACGCCAUUGAGUUUACCGAAGUCGACCUUCUCGGCGAGCGAGGCUGGGAUGUGGCCUGUGCGGGCGUUGAUUAUGUUUUGCAUGUUGCGUCGCCGUUUCCCGCCGACGAACCAAAAGACGAGAACGACCUGAUCAAGCCCGCGCGUGAGGGCACGCUUCGGGCGCUGCGUGCCGCGAGAGAAGCCGGCACCGUAAAGCGCGUCGUUGUGACAUCAUCAACUGCCUCCGUCAUGUACGGCCACGGCCCGCGCAGCAAAGGUGACCCGUUCACGGAGAAGGACUGGACGGAGCUGGAGAACCCCAAAUCGCACGUUGGCGCGUACGCAAAGAGCAAGACGCUCGCGGAGCGCGCAGCCUGGGACUGGGUUGCGAACGAAGGUAAAGGCAGCGUUGAGUUGGCGACUGUGAACCCCACCUUGGUGUACGGACCUUCUCUCGGCAAGGGCGUCAACACCAGUCUCGAAAUCCCACGACGUCUGCUAUCUGGGGAGUUGCCCGCCAUUCCGAACCUGAAUCUCGGUGUCGUCGACGUCCGCGACGUGGCCGACUUGCAUGUGCUAGCUCUCGAAUCUCCUAAAGCAGCUGGCCAGCGCUACAUUGCUAUUUCGGACGAGCAGAUUGUUUCUAUGAAGCAGAUGGCUGCGGAUCUCAAGCAGGGCCUGCCAGCAGAAGAUUCAAAAAAGGUCCCGAGCCUCGUCGCGCCGAAUAUCUUACUUAAAUUGGCAAGCUUCUUCGACAAGGCUAUCGCUACUGUCGUGCCGCAGCUUGGUGUUGAGCGGCCCUUGUCGAAUGCAAAGGCGCGGGAGGAGUUGGGAUGGCGGCCUAGGAGUGCAACGGAGGCGCUGAUAGCCAGCGCCAAGAGCCUGAAAGCGAACGGACAGCUCUAA